AUGGACCUGGACCCAGACCUGGACCCAGACCCACAUCUGGACUUGGACACAACUGUGUGUCCUUCAAGACUGCUGGAGGACGACAUCGUCACUUUUGUGAGGAACGAGCUAAGGAAGAUCCAGAAGGUUCUGAGUCCAGAUUACCCAGAAUGCUUAGAGAAUCAGCGAAAGGAUGAGGAGGUGUCGGACGGUGAGGAUGAUAAGCAGAUGAAGAGCAGCAGAGAGACAUUUCUAAAGAUCACACUGCACUUCCUGAGGAAAAUGAAGCAGGAGGAGCUGGCUGACCAUCUGCAGAGCAGAAGUUAUUGUGGAGUUUGUAAGCAUAAACUCAAAUGUAACCAUCAGAAGACGUUCCAGUGUGUGUUUGAGGGAAUUGCUAAAGCAGGAAGCCCAACCAUUCUAAAUGAGAUGUUCACAGAGAUCUACCUCAUGGAGGGAGGGGCUGCAGAGGUCAAUGAUGAACAUGAGGUCAGACAGAUUGAAACAGCAUCCAGGAAAAGAGACAGACCAGAAACAAUAAUCAGACAAGAAGACAUCUUUAAAACCCCACCUGGAAGAGAUGAACCAAUCAGAAAAGUGAUGACAAAGGGAGUGACUGGCAUCAGGAACACAGUUUUAACACAGAAGUUCACUAUGGACUGGGCUGAAGACAAAGCCAGCCAGGACAUCCAGUUCACAUUCCCACUCACCUUUAGAGAGCUGAAUGUGCUGAAAGACAGAAAGUUCAGCUUGGUGGAACUUGUUGAUUACUUCUUUAGUGAAACCAAAGAAGCAGGAAUCUGCCGAUUUGAAGAGGUCUUGUUCAUCUUUGACGGUUUGGAUGAGUGGCGAUUUCCUCUGGACUUCCCCAACACUGAGAUCCUGACUGAUGUUACAGAGUCCACCUCAGUGGGUGUGCUGCUGACAAACCUCAUCAGGAGGAAACUGCUUCCCUCAGAUCGCCUCUGGAUAACCACCCGACCUGCAGCAGCCAAUCAGAUCCCUCCUGUGUGUGUUGACAUGGUGACAGAGGUCAGAGGAUUCACUAACCCCCAGAAGGAGUACUACUUCAAGAAGAGAUUCAGAGAUGAGGAGCAGACCAGCAGAAUCAUCUCCCACAUCAAGAGAUCACGAAGCCUCCACAUCAUGUGCCACAUCCCAGUCUUCUGCUGGAUCACUGCUACAGUUCUGGAGGACGUGUUAAAGACCGGAGGAGGAGGACAGUUGCCCAAGACCCCUACUGAGAUGUACAUCCACUUCCUGGUUAUUCAGUCCAAAGUGAAGAACAUCAUGUAUGAUGGAGGAGCUGAGAUAGAUCCACACUGGAGUCCAGAGAACAGGAAGAUGAUGGAGUCUCUGGGAAAACUGGCUUUUGAGCAGCUGCAGACAGGCAACCUGAUCUUCUAUGAAUCAGACUUGAGAGAGUGUGGUAUUGAUAUCAGAGCAGCCUCAGUGGUCUCAGGAGUGUUCACACAGAUCUUUAAAGACGAGAGAGUACUGUUCCAGGAAAAGGUGUUCUGCUUUGUCCAUCUGAGUGUUCAGGAGUUUCUGGCUGCUCUUCCUGUCCAUUUGACAAUCACCAACUCUGGAGUCAAUCUGCUGGCAGAAGAACAAACAACCUCACGCCAGUGGGUUUUAUUUAGAAACAAACCUGAACCAACAUACUUUUACCAGAUUGCUGUAGACAAGGCCUUACAGAGUCCAAAUGGACACCUGGACUUGUUUCUCCGCUUCCUCCUGGGUCUUUCACUGCUGACCAAUCAGACUCUCCUACAAGGUCUGCUGACACAGACAAAAAGUAGCUCAAAGACCAAUCAGAAAACUGUGGAGUAUAUCCAGAAGAAGAUCAGUGGGAACCUGUCUGCAGAGAGAAGCAUCAAUCUGUUCCACUGUCUAAAUGAACUGAAUGAUCAUUCUCUAGUGGAGCAGAUCCAACAGUCCCUAAUUUCAGGAAGUCUCUCCACAGAUAAACUGUCUCCUGCUCAGUGGUCAGCUCUGGUCUUUAUCUUACUGUCAUCAGAAGACGAUCUGGAUGUGUUUGACCUGAAGAAAUACUCUGCUUCAGAGGAUGUUCUUCUUAGGUUGCUUCCAGUGGUCAAAAACUCCAACAAAGCUCUACUAAGUGGCUGUAACCUGACAGAGAGAAGCUGUGAAGCUCUAUCCUCAGUUCUCAGCACCCAGUUCUCUAGUCUGAGAGAGCUGGACCUGAGUAACAACAACCUGCAGGAUUCAGGAGUGGAGCUGGUGUCAGCUGGACUGAAGAGCCCACAGUGCAGACUUGGAACUCUCAGUCUGUCAGGCUGUCUCGUCUCAGAGGAAGGCUUUACUUAUGUAGCCUCAGCUCUGAGUUCCAACCCCUCCCAUCUGAGAGUGCUGGACCUGAGCUACAAUCAUCCAGGAGACUCAGGAGUGAAGCUGCUGUCAGCUGGACUUAAGGAUCCACACUGGAGACUGGACACUCUCAGGACGGACCAUGGUGGACCACAGAGACUGAGACCUGGUCUGAAGAAGUAUGUCUGUGAACUGGAACUGGACACAAACACAGUACACAGAGAACUCAAACUGUCUGACAACAACAGGAAGGUGACAUAUGUGGGAGAGUAUCAGUCAUAUCCUGAUCAUCCAGAGAGGUUUGACUGCUGGCCUCAGCUGCUGUGUAGAAGGCAGGCAGAAAAGUUAAAUCCACAUCGGCCCCCAUCCACAUCUGGUUCCUGCACCACCCCACUGACCGUAAAGGAGAACAACGUCGGACAAGUACUCCUGGCAGUAAACCCAAGGAAGGCUGCUGGCCCAGACGGAGUACCUAGCAAGGUGCUCAGGGCGUGCGCCCACCAGCUUGCCCUCAUCUUUGCCAGGAUCAUCAACCUCUCCCUGGCCCAGGCAGCAAUUCUGCCCUGCCUAAAAUCAGCAACAAUCAUCCCAGUGCCAAAGAAGUCUCCCAUCACCAGCCUAAAUGAUAACUAUCCUGUGGCCCUCACCCAGGUAAUCAUGAAGUUCUUCAAGAGACUUAUUCUCCAACAUAUCAAGGACUACCUCACCCCAGACCUGGUUCCCUAUCAGUUUGCAUACCGCGCGAUCCGAUCCACAGAGGAUGCCAUUGCUAUAUAUCUCCACUCUGCGCUGAGCCACCUGGAGCUGCAGCAGAUCUACGUCUGCGUGCUUUGUGGAUAA
This is a messenger RNA of Etheostoma cragini (Arkansas darter), 3150 nucleotides long. RefSeq names its product protein NLRC3-like. The transcript is spliced from 9 exons. Bases 1 to 3150 code for a protein of 1049 amino acids. Lineage: Eukaryota; Metazoa; Chordata; Actinopteri; Perciformes; Percidae. Gene Ontology annotation, molecular function: protein binding. The record is from RefSeq and is a predicted model, not a curated record.